CCCCUUCUUUUCUGCUCCAGAAUUGAUUACCUUCAACUCAGCGGCAAAUAGUGUACUCCCCCCCACCCCCAUUGCUAGUUUGCAUUUUCUUAGCCUUUCAUUGGCAUCUCUGCCUGAAGUAUUCGACUCCUCUGGGCUGUUCCAAGCCCAAUCAUUGUCUUGAAUACAGCCCCCCUCCCCCAAUCACGGUACCUUUGACUGUUUUCAUCCCUGCAGAAAUCCUUCAGGUGGGUUUUGGGAGUUCGGUUAUGCAUUAAUUGUUUCUUUCACUGCUGGACAUGUCGGUUAGAUCCCAGACUAGCAUUUUUCUCUCCAUCACUCCAAAGAUGGGGUUGGUUUCAGAAGUUUAGGAUUUCACAUACUUGAUGCUAGAGAGGGAAACAGUUCUUGUUGGCAGAAAGGUCGAGGCGGUUAUUGGUUCUUUUGAAGUGGACCAUUCACCCACCUCUGCAGCGGGCUGCAUGGGGUUCUCUGUUAAAACUGAUUUCCAACCAGUCCAAGGAGGAAACAAACCAUCACCAGAAUCUCCCUGGACAGCCUUUGGGUGUGUGUUUUUGAGUUGAGAACCUGUGCCUCUGAAAGUGGAGUGAGUUGCUUGGAUCACCUUCCCCCAACACCGUCGUGUUUGUGCGUGUUAGUGGUGUGUUUAAAUGUAAAAGGCUGCUUUCUUCUGAUGAAAACCAUUUGUGACAACAUGUCAGUUACUUCUUUGGAGACUUGUGUCACAGCCUGUCUCUACAGACGUGGUGCAAAUGAAAUUGUUAACGGGUCCAGUAUCAGAGAGCUCAAGGUGUUAAUAUUCUGAUUUAAAAGCAAACUACCUUGCUUCUCUCUGCUGGGACUAGUUGAGUUUGAGGCCUCCGAGUUUUUAUCAUUGAAUUCUGAGCUGUCCUCUCUUCCUCUCUACCUAGUUGCCAUUCUGAACCCUUUUCCCCCAACAAACGUGGAGCUCUCCCCUAAACACACCUCCAUGUGACCAGGCCUUCUGGGACUCAUCUUCUGUCCCAGACAGCUCCAGACCAUGAAAUACAGAAGGGACAUGCUGGUCCUUGCUGUCCUACCCGGCCUCCCUCCUGUCCUGGCUGUGAGUCUUCCAGAUGGAAAGUUCCAGCCACAGCAGUUGGGGGGGGGGGCACCGUAUCUCGUUGAACCACCGUCUGAGGGGAUUACAUUAGAGUAACUGUUAAGAUUUUUAUCACUUCACCGUCAGCCCGAACGUUGGGGAAGUUCAGCACCUCACAUUCUGCACCUCUUGAAGCAGAACUUGACUGGCGUGGCAUAGGAGCUUGGCUGAAGAGGAAAUAAAAACAGAACAGGAGGUGGUAGAGGGCAUGGAUAUCUCUACUCGCUCAAAAGAUCCUGGCUCCACAGAGAGAACAGCCCAGAAAAGGAAGUUCCCAAGCCCUCCGCAUUCCUCCAAUGGCCAUUCGCCACAGGACACAUCAACCAGCCCCAUUAAAAAGAAAAAGAAACCAGGCUUACUGAACAGUAACAAUAAGGAGCAGUCAGAACUAAGACAUGGUCCGUUUUACUAUAUGAAGCAGCCACUCACCACAGACCCUGUUGAUGUUGUACCGCAGGACGGUCGGAAUGAUUUCUACUGCUGGGUCUGUCACCGGGAAGGCCAAGUCCUUUGCUGUGAGCUCUGUCCCCGGGUUUAUCACGCUAAGUGUCUGAGACUGACAUCGGAACCAGAGGGGGACUGGUUUUGUCCUGAAUGUGAGAAGAUCACGGUCGCAGAAUGCAUUGAGACCCAGAGCAAAGCCAUGACGAUGCUCACCAUCGAGCAGCUGUCCUACCUGCUCAAGUUCGCCAUCCAGAAGAUGAAACAGCCAGGGACAGAUGCGUUCCAGAAGCCUGUUCCUUUGGAACAGCACCCCGACUACGCAGAAUACAUCUUCCACCCCAUGGACCUCUGCACAUUGGAAAAGAACGCUAAGAAGAAAAUGUACGGCUGCACAGAAGCCUUCCUGGCCGACGCCAAGUGGAUUUUGCACAACUGCAUCAUUUACAAUGGGGGAAAUCACAAAUUGACGCAAAUAGCGAAAGUAGUCAUCAAAAUCUGUGAGCAUGAGAUGAAUGAGAUCGAAGUUUGUCCAGAAUGUUAUUUAGCUGCUUGCCAAAAACGAGAUAACUGGUUUUGUGAGCCUUGUAGCAACCCACACCCCUUGGUCUGGGCAAAGCUGAAGGGGUUCCCGUUCUGGCCUGCAAAAGCUCUGAGGGAUAAAGACGGGCAGGUCGAUGCCCGUUUUUUUGGACAACACGACAGGAACCCAGGCCGAGCAGUGUCGGGAGGCGGAGUGGAAGGUAGCCGAGAUGAUCGUGGGUUUGCUAGGAGGAAAAGAAACAGUCACUUUCCUGAAAUCACUUGCCAAGCAACUUCAUUGAAGGCACUUAAGAACCUGGGAAGAAAAAGGGCCUGGGUUCCGAUAAAUAAUUGCUACCUCAUGUCUAAAGAAAUUCCUUUUUCUGUGAAAAAGACGAAAAGCAUCUUCAACAGUGCAAUGCAGGAGAUGGAGGUGUACGUGGAGAACAUCCGCAGGAAGUUCGGGGUUUUUAACUACUCUCCGUUCAGGACGCCCUACACGCCCAACAGCCAGUACCAGAUGCUGCUCGACCCCAGCAACCCCAGCGCCGGCGCCGCCAGGAUAGACAAGCAGGAGAAGGUCAAGCUCAACUUCGACAUGACAGCGUCCCCCAAGAUCCUGAUGAGCAAGCCCAUGCUGGGCGGGAGCACCGGCCGCAGGAUCUCCCUGUCGGACAUGCCCCGCUCCCCCAUGAGCACAAACUCCUCCGUGCACACGGGCUCCGACGUGGAGCAGGACCCCGAGAAGAAGACCCUGUCGAGCCACUUCAGUGCCAGCGAGGAGUCCAUGGACUUCCUGGACAAGAACACAGCAUCACCGGCCUCCACGAAGACAGGACAAGCGGGGAGUUUAUCUGGCAGCCCGAAACCUUUCUCUCCUCAAGCGUCCACACCAAUCACGACGAAAGCGGACAAGAUGUCCACCACCGGGAGCAUCCUGAAUCUUAACCUGGACCGCAGCAAGGCCGAGAUGGACCUGAAGCAGCUGAGCGAGUCUGUGCAGCAGCAGUCGGCCCCCGUGGCGCUCAUCUCUCCCAAGCGGCAGAUUCGCAGCCGCUUCCAGCUGAAUCUCGACAAGACGAUAGAGAGUUGCAAAGCACAAUUAGGCAUAAAUGAGAUCUCAGAAGAUGUUUACACGGCCGUAGAGCACAGCGAUUCGGAGGAUUCCGAGAAGUCAGAGAGCAGUGACAGCGAGUACAUCAGUGAUGACGAGCAGAAGUCCAAGAAUGAGCCAGAAGACACAGAAGACAAGGAGGGGAGUCGGAUGGACAAGGAGCUCUCGGCUGCCAAAAAAAAGCCCAAACCGACAAACCCAGUGGAGAUUAAAGAGGAGCUGAAAAGUCCGUCUCCACCCAGCGAGAAAGCAGACCCAGACUCAGCCAAGGGAAAGGCGAGUCCUCAGCCCGAGAAGGACGUGGCGGAGAAGGCCAAUCCCUCGCCGCAUCCCACGAAAGACAAACUGAAGGGAAAGGAGGAGAUGGACUCCCCAACAGUCCAUUUGGGCCUGGACUCUGACUCAGAGAGUGAACUUGUCAUAGAUUUAGGAGAAGACCAUUCUGGGCGGGAGGGUCGGAAAAAUAAGAAGGAACCCAAAGAACCAUCUCCCAAGCAGGAUGUGGUAACUAAAGCUCCGCCACUGACCACUACGGCAGGCAGCCAGUCUCCCCCUGAAACGCCGGUCCUCACCCGCUCGUCCUCCCAAACUCCCACGGCUGGGGUCACGGCCACCACCAGCACCACGUCCACGGUCACGGCCCCGGCCGCCACCGCCACAGGAAGCCCAGUGAAAAAGCAGAGGCCGCUCUUACCGAAGGAGACUGCCCCGGCCGUGCAGCGGGUCGUGUGGAACGCAUCAAGUAAGUUUCAAACGUCCUCCCAAAAGUGGCACAUGCAGAAGAUGCAGCGCCAGCAGCAGCCGCCGCAAAGCCAGCAGCAGCAGCCUCAGUCUUCCCAGGGGACGAGAUAUCAGACCAGACAGGCUGUGAAAGCUGUCCAGCAGAAGGAGAUCACACAGAGCCCGUCCACCUCCACCAUCACCCUGGUGACCACCACACAGUCGUCGCCCCUGGUCACCAGCUCGGGCUCCACGAGCACCCUGGCGUCUUCGGUCAGCGCAGACCUCCCCAUCGCCACUGCCUCCGCCGACGUCGCUGCGGACAUCGCCAAGUACACCAGCAAAAUGAUGGACGCCAUAAAAGGAACCAUGACAGAAAUCUACAACGACCUUUCUAAAAACACUACUGGAAGCACCAUAGCCGAGAUUCGCAGGCUGAGGAUUGAGAUAGAGAAGCUCCAGUGGUUGCACCAGCAAGAGCUGUCCGAGAUGAAACACAACUUGGAGCUGACCAUGGCGGAGAUGCGGCAGAGCCUGGAGCAGGAGCGGGACCGGCUGAUCGCCGAGGUGAAGAAGCAGCUGGAGCUGGAAAAGCAGCAGGCGGUGGACGAGACCAAGAAGAAGCAGUGGUGCGCCAACUGCAAGAAGGAGGCCAUUUUCUACUGCUGCUGGAACACCAGCUACUGCGACUACCCCUGCCAGCAGGCCCACUGGCCCGAGCACAUGAAGUCCUGCACCCAGUCAGCUACCGCCCCUCAGCAGGAAGCAGACACCGAGGUGAACACAGAAACACUAAGCAAGUCGUCCUCCCAGGGGACCUCCUCCAGCACCCAGGCAACCCCCCCAGAAACAGCCAGCACUUCAAAAGACAAGGAAACGUCUGCCGAGAAAAGCAAGGACAGUGGCUCAACCCUCGACCUUUCUGGCUCCAGGGAGACGCCCUCCUCCAUUCUCUUAGGCUCCAACCAAGGCUCUGACCAUUCCCGGAGCAGCAGCAAGCCCGGCUGCUGGAGCGGCAGCGAUGAGAAGCGAGGCUCAUCGCGUGCUGAGCUCAACACCAGCAGCGGCGCGAAGAGUCUCCUCCCGAAAGAGUCUCGGCUGGACGCCUUCUGGGACUAGGGACAAGUUGCGCCACAAGCCAUCCGCCCCACGGAGGAAGAAAAAACCAGACCCCAGGAAAACAGGAAACAGCCAAGAAACGUGAGGCAGAACCACGGCUUGCGGGCUGGAGGUUCCCUCCACGGGGACUCGGCCUUUCCCCGGGGCGGCGUCUACACUACAUCACGUCCGGCAUUAGCUUCGACUGAGGACUGGUCCACCCACCUGCGACCGAUGCUUUAGAUGUAAAUAAUGUACAAUUUGUGGGUGUCACCACACCUAGAGUACCUUCCCCUUUUUAUAUUUGUAUGGACUUUAACUUAUAAAAAAAAAAGGAAAAGCAAUUAAAAAAAACCCCAGCAACAAAAGGAACGUUUUGGUGUUGGAGAAGGGGUUGGUCCAUCAGCCCGUCUGUCACAUCGUGCUAUGGGGACUGGGCCGGGGGAUGUCUGUUGCCCAGGGGAACGGGAGCUGGCUUCAUUCAAAUGUUUGGAUGGGGCACAGCGGGAUCGUGAGUUUCCGCGCAGAUUCUGUGCUGUCGUGGGCACGUCAAGUCAAGCCCUUGGCCGCUUUCGGCUACUACGUUGCUAGGUUAUCAGAUGCAAGCUGUCUGGACCAGAAGGACACAGGGAGAAGCUAGUUUAUUUUAUAGGAUUUAAACAAUGACUCUACUCCUAAAAGGGAAAAAACCCUAAUGUCCUUGUUUACAGAAGAGAAACAAGCCCCACUCAGCUCAAUGGCAGAAGAGAAGAACACGGGACAUUUUGCGUCAUGAGGGUCUGAGAUGGAGAAGUCCUUUCUUUGCAUCGUGAUUCCUUUCAAUACACUCACACGUAGAAAGAGACACACUGCGCUUCUCGGAAGCGAGGACUUGGAGGCAAGGCGCACGCGGAGGACAUUUGAGUCUGGGAUGAAGCAUGUCUGUAGUAUUUAUAUGAUGGAAUUUUACAUUUUUAUGUACGCAUGAAACCAAGGCAGUGUGAGAGAAAACGCCCGCCAUGUCGUCGGUCACACUACGUAAACUGUAGUUCCAUUUCGUAUGUCGUGUAAAACUAAAAGCAUUGAACAAAAGCAGAAGGCGAUGUAUGUAUAUGAGAAAAUUAAUUGUACGAUAUCAUUCCAGUACAUUUGGUUGUACAUUUUAGUCUCGUUUUACUUUCUCUUCAUUGUCGGUAAGAGGAUGCGAACUGUACAGUGUCCAGCUAGUUACCCACCUUAGAGAAGAAAUAAAAAAAAAGAGUAUUAGAAGAAAACAGGAGAGAAAGAACAUUUGUGAAUUGCAGUUGUCAAAAAAAGACCCCCACAAAAUAGCCUAGCUGGCCUUAUUUGUGAAGCAUAAUUGCUUUUAGCAUAUGGAAGUAUUUUUUCACAUUUUCUUUGUAUAAAAUUUGUAUUAAACUUAAAUAUCUUUUUUGA
Molecule: messenger RNA, 6434 nt
Organism: Artibeus jamaicensis (Jamaican fruit-eating bat)
Lineage: Eukaryota; Metazoa; Chordata; Mammalia; Chiroptera; Phyllostomidae
Gene: ZMYND8
Product: zinc finger MYND-type containing 8
Exons: 24
Coding region: 1332-5039 (1235 amino acids)
Biological process (GO): regulation of DNA-templated transcription
Molecular function (GO): protein binding
Source: RefSeq, a predicted model, not a curated record